AUGCAAAAACGAACCCGAUGUACAAUACAAGAAAUAAUAGAUGAUUUACGUAUGACGUCAACUACAACAUCACAACCAAUAAAACCAAAAUCAUUAACAUUACUUGAAUUAUGUCAAACAAUAAAUGAUCUUCGUCAUACAUCAUCACGUAGUACAGCACAAAUUUUAACACGUCGUCUUUAUCUUCAUCCAUUAACUAUAAAUACAAAUGCAAAACAACAAUCAACAAAAAUAAUUAAUAAUAAUUUACUUCAUAUUGAACAACAUAAUCAAGCAAAUUUAGAAAAAAGAAAUUCACCACGUCCCCAUAAACCAUAUCGUGGUCUUGCAAUUCUUUCAUCAUCAUUGCCAUUAAUAACACGUACAAAUGCAAAAUUACAUUCAUCCAUAACUACUGAUAAUAGUAGUGAUUUUGAAGCUAGUACAACAACAAUAUCAUCAAAUCGAGUUAGUUUACCAUCAAUAAAUCGAGGUAUAUCAUCAUCAUCAUCAAGUAAACGUAGUGUACCUAUUCGAUCAUCAUACAUUCCAAGUCAACAAAAAAAUAUUGUAAAUCAUAAUAAUCGUUGGGAAAAAGUUGAUGUAUGGCUUCAUUUAGCUCGUACAUUACAAAAACCAGCACCAAAAGAUCCACCAACAACUCCACUUGAUGCAUUAUUUGAUUUUGAAGUAGAAAAUAUUCAAGAACCUGAAGAACAACAACGACAACAACAACAAUCUAAUUAUGAUUCUAUACAAGAAAUUAAAAUAUAUAAACGAAAUCCUGUUUGUGUUGAAGUUAUUAAAGAAAAUGAUAAUAAUGACGAGGACUAA
Molecule: messenger RNA, 813 nt
Organism: Rotaria sordida
Lineage: Eukaryota; Metazoa; Rotifera; Eurotatoria; Philodinida; Philodinidae
Source: the annotation of a GenBank genome assembly